AUGAGCUAAUUGGCCAACACAUGUGCCACCUGGCCAAACACCUCAAUGGUUAAUUGUUACCACUUCAAUCAGGAAGUAAGCACUAUGAAAAGACCACAGGUGAGCGAGCACCUUUUGUUUUACAACAACAUUGGAAGCUGUUGCAGAGAGAGGAAGAGGAAGAGGGAGGGUGAGAAUGAGAGGGGAAGGAAGAGUGAGAGGUAUGGGUAGAGCUGGUAGAGUAGUUCAUGGCCAAAGAAGAAAACAUCUUUCAAAUGAAAUCAGAGAAACCUUAGUUGAUCAUGUCAUCAACCAAGGGUUGACAAUGUGAGAGGCUGGACAGAGAGUGCAGCCCAACUUGAGCCGUUUCACUGUCGCCUGUGUCAUCCGAACAUUUAGACUGGAGUAGAGGACUGAGAGACGCAACCAUGGUAGAGGAAGGGGCCAAAUGUUCACUGGGGUACAGGAAGCUAAGAUUGUAAACUUGGUUUUGGAAAAUAAUGAAAUCAGAUUACGAGAAAUUCAAAGCCACAUCAUCCAAGACAACACCAUAUUCAACGAGUCAGUCUGUCCACAUUGGCUCGCGUUCUCACGCGAAACCAAAUCAGAAUGAACCAACUUUAUAAGGUGCCGUUUGAGAGAAACUCUCAAAGAAACCAAGAGGUCAGACGAGCAUAUGUGGAUGGAGUACUGGAAAUGGAUGCUCAUGCAAUCCCACAUGAGUUCAUCUUUAUAGAUGAGGCUGGGUUCAACCUAGCAAAGACCAACAGAAGGGGGAGAAACGUCAUUGGCCACAGAGCUAUUAUAGAUGUUCCUGGCCAACGUGGUGGGAACAUCACGAUGUGCGCUGCCAUCUCCAAUACGCAUGGGGUCCUCCACCGUCAUGCCAACCUUGGACCAUACAACACAGCCCAUAUUCUCACAUUUCUGGACAGACUCCACAACAUUCUCAUUCCACCAGAGCGUAUGAAUGAUGCAGACCAUCAAAGAACCCGGUACGUUGUAGUAUGGGACAACGUGAGCUUUCAUCGUGCAGCCCCAGUCCAAAACUGGUUUACUGACCACCCACCAUUUCUCGUGCAAUACCUCCCACCAUACUCACCAUUUCUGAACCCCAUAGAAGAGUUGUUUUCGGCAUGGCGGUGGAAGGUAUACAACCAGCAGCCCUUUGUGCGCAUGCCUCUUGUGCAGGCCAUGGAAGAGGCAUGUGAUGAGAUUGAUGUGGGUGCGAUUCAGGGAUGGAUAAGGCACUCGAGGCACUUCUUCCCUCGAUGUCUGGCCAGGGAAGAUGCUGCCUGUGAUGUGGACGAGGCGUUGUGGCCAGACCCAGCUGUGUGGCAAGAUGCUGCCUGUGAUGUGGACGAGGCGUUGUGGCCAGACCCAGCUGUGCGGCAAGAUGCUGCCUGUGAUGUGGACGAGGCGUUGUGGCCAGACCCAGCUGUGUGGCAAGAUGCUGCCUGUGAUGUGGACGAGGCGUUGUGGCCAGACCCAGCUGUGCGGCAAGAUGCUGCCUGUGAUGUGGACGAGGCGUUGUGGCCAGACCCAGCUGUGUGGCAAGAUGCUGCCUGUGAUGUGGACGAGGCGUUGUGGCCAGACCCAGCUGUGCGGCAAGAUGCUGCCUAAUUAUUUUUCUUGCCUCUUUUUUUCGCUAUAUUUUUUCUGCACAUUUUUUCUGCAAUUUUCUUUUUCCGUUUACUGUUUUUUUGUGAGCACAUUUUUGUUCAGUCCAAUGUAAAUAUAUCUGCUGUGCAUAUGUUGCACAAUGUUACACUGACUUGUUUCAAAUGCAUGUGUGUGUAUCUGCAAAUAUUUCUGUGCAUCUGAAGAUUUUCUACAAUUUGAACUAUUUUAGUAUUAUGGCAAAGCAUACUAAAGAUGAGAGUGCUUUUCAUUAUGCCCAACAUUGUGUACUUGGUUAGCCAAAAAUCUGGUAAUAUGAAUGAAGUGUGUGCCAUUUCGUGCAAACGUUUGAUUUUGAUAAUGCUAUAUGUAGUUUUGGUUGCAGUGCUUCAUUUCGCAGGAUAUAUGAGGUAUUUUGCAGUUUGGGUGUGUGGUUUUGGGAAUUGUGUUAAGUAUUUUGAUAAAACCAGCCUAGUUUGCAAAAUUGUGUUUUAGCAAUUGGGAAAAACUGUAAAGGUUAAGACAUGGAUUGUGUAUGUGUGCCAUUCAGAGGAUGAAUGGGCAAGACAAUAUAUUCCUGUGCCUUUGAACGGGGUAUGGUAGUAGGUCUCAGGCGCACCGGUUUGAGUGUCUCAAGAACUGCAACGCUGCUGGGUUUUCAUGCUCAACAGUUUCCCGUGUGUAUCAAGAAAUGGUCCACCACCCAAAGGACAUCCAGUCAACUUGAUAAAACAGUGGGAAGCAUUGGAGUCAACAUGGGCCAGCAUCCCUGUGGAACACUUUCGACACCUUGUGGAGUGCAAGCCUCAACAAAAUUUGAGGCCGUUCUGAGGGGCUGUUCUGAGGGGUGGCAACUCUAUUAGAAAGGUCUUUCUAAUGUUUGUAUUCUUGAUCUCAAUACAACAUUGAUAAAUGUGUACAAACUCUGGUGCUGCAUUAUAUGUUCAGGAAUAUAGGCCUGGACCGUUCAGGGACAACUUCAUGCAGAAAAAGACACAUUCAACAGCAACACAAUCACAACUCUGGCAUAUUUACAUUGAUGUGAUCACUGAAAAGGUUGAUUAAUGUGCACUGUGCAAGUAAGUCAGUCUAAUAGUCCCAUGCUUAGUGAGAGGCAUUAGGAGGAGUCCCAGCACUCCUGGUAAUCAGGUCAGUCUCUCUUAAUUACCCAUCAUCCUCCAGAUCCAAUUAAAACCAUAGCCUUGUUAAACUCUCUCUCCCUCUCUCUCCCUAGCCUCACCAUGCCUCAUCCUUCCAUCUUUCUCUACUCUCCAUCUCUCUCUCUCGUCCUCCAUAGCCAAGCCUCCUCUCACACUCUCCAUUUAAUGACAGUCUACCACUGGCUCUUGCUUCCCUUCCUUCCCCCUCUCACUCUCUCCUUCCCUCACUCUCUGACUGUCAAUCUGUUCUAAACCAUCCUUGGGUAUCCUCAUUUCUCCCCCUAACUCAAUGUAUGUUCCCUCCCUUCUCUCUUCCCUUCUCCAGUCUGUCCAGAACUGUCACGUCACUGUCCUCUGUAUUGUUCAUGCUGUGGUCUUGUCUCAGAGAGUUUUCAUGAAUCAUGCCUGCU
Oncorhynchus keta (chum salmon) is the source of this 3169-nucleotide messenger RNA. RefSeq lists its product as uncharacterized. The coding region runs from base 589 to 1602 and encodes 337 amino acids. The record is from RefSeq and is a predicted model, not a curated record. Gene Ontology annotation, molecular function: nucleic acid binding. The transcript is spliced from 3 exons. NCBI's taxonomy places the organism in Eukaryota, Metazoa, Chordata, Actinopteri, Salmoniformes, Salmonidae.